UCCUUACUGCUGUCUGUCCACUGUACUGUUACAACAGCGCUUCACUACACGAUGACACUUUGGACUAUGCAAUAAGGGAUUCCCGUCCAUACAGUGUUUAGAACCGUCCAGAGGGGACCGUUAUAUUUACCAGAGGAAAAGUUUUCAAUUUUAUUUUCCAAGAUGCCACGUUCCUUUCUGGUCAAGAAACAUAUUAAUUCCGCUAAGAAGCCAAAUUAUAGUGAGCUGGAAAGCCCCGCAGUAUUAAUUUCGCCGUAUCUCUACAAGGGCCUUCCAUUGCCUGUCAUCCCUCAAACGGAGAUCCUUAGUUCGGUGGCAUACAACCCUAUAACGGUAUGGACUACCAGCAACUUGCCGCUCUCCCCGCUUCCAAGUGACUUAUCUCCAAUCUCUGGAUACCCCUCGUCCCUCUCCGACACCUCAUCUAAAGACCACAGUGGGUCAGAAAGUCCAAGAAGUGACGAAGAUGAACGUAUGCUCACUAAGUUCUCAGACCCUCACGGAGUUGACUCUGAAAAAUUCCAAUGUAGUUUGUGUAGCAAGUCCUACUCCACUUACUCUGGACUGCUAAAACACAAGCAGCUGCACUGCGACGCCCAAACGAGGAAAUCUUUCAGCUGCAAAUACUGCGAAAAGGAGUACGUUAGUCUGGGAGCCCUUAAAAUGCAUAUUAGAACUCACACUCUGCCGUGCGUCUGUAAAAUAUGCGGCAAAGCCUUUUCCAGACCAUGGUUACUUCAAGGACACAUCAGAACACAUACCGGUGAAAAGCCCUUUUCCUGCCCACAUUGCAACAGGGCUUUUGCAGACCGGUCUAACCUCAGGGCUCACCUACAAACCCAUUCGGAUGUGAAAAAAUACCAAUGCAAGAACUGCUCCAAAACUUUCUCCAGAAUGUCUCUUCUGCACAAGCAUGAGGAAUCUGGUUGUUGUGUAGCACGUUGAACUGGGAUACCUUGCCUUCAGAGCCCUCUGUUAUUUUCCAGUCUUCACAAACUGUCCGCUGGAAAAAUUAGGCUUUUUUCCCUCCAAAUAUGCAGAGUCACCUUUGACAUGACAAUCCAUUUCAUUUCAGUAUAAAACAAUUCUACUGAAUGCUUUUUAUUUCAAGCAGUAUUUUCGCCAUUUCACCACUGACAGUGUUGAACCUUGCCAUAACAUAUAACCAUCUGUCUGCGCUCUUCGUGCUCUCUUGACAUGUCCAGAGAUAUAUGUCUUUGAUACAAAUCUCACAGGGGAUGUGUUUUAGGUUAAACCUGAAUCUUUUUCUUUUGAUAUGAUACUGUAUAUUGUAACACAUGACAGCAGCAGUGCGCUGUCUGUGGAAUAUUUGAAGCCAUCGCUACAUGGAGAACAAGUGCAAAGACUUUUGAGGGUGAAAGUGUUUCAAACUUACACAAUCAUGACACAGUAACUACUUGCCAGCACUCAGUUUAGCAAUACAUUUUCAAGUGCCUCUAUUUUGUCUGGCAUUUAUGUGUUUAAAAAAAAAGGUUUGCAUUUAUAUUUUUAUAUAUUUGAAUGUAAGUGUGACUGAAAUGAUUGUAUUUUGACAGUGCAAACUGUGAUUGAAUGAUUUUUAUAUUUUAAGAUACUUAAAAAAAUAAAAAUUCAAAGACUUUUA
Messenger RNA from Hypomesus transpacificus, 1624 nucleotides. It is a transcript of the gene snai2, whose product is annotated as snail family zinc finger 2. The coding region runs from base 163 to 945 and encodes 260 amino acids. The transcript has 3 exons. The record is from RefSeq and is a predicted model, not a curated record. Gene Ontology annotation, molecular function: RNA polymerase II cis-regulatory region sequence-specific DNA binding; DNA-binding transcription factor activity, RNA polymerase II-specific. Lineage: Eukaryota; Metazoa; Chordata; Actinopteri; Osmeriformes; Osmeridae. Gene Ontology annotation, biological process: regulation of DNA-templated transcription.